Molecule: messenger RNA, 3648 nt
Organism: Xiphophorus hellerii (green swordtail)
Lineage: Eukaryota; Metazoa; Chordata; Actinopteri; Cyprinodontiformes; Poeciliidae
Gene: oma1
Product: OMA1 zinc metallopeptidase
Exons: 8
Coding region: 374-1903 (509 amino acids)
Biological process (GO): protein quality control for misfolded or incompletely synthesized proteins; mitochondrial protein processing
Cellular component (GO): mitochondrial inner membrane
Molecular function (GO): metalloendopeptidase activity
Source: RefSeq, a predicted model, not a curated record
AGGAACAGCAUUCGUUCCUUUAUUUUCUUAACACCCGACGUUACGUAACAUGUCCUGUCAUAUGGGGCAGGUGAGGGAUGUCGCUACCGAUUAAGAUGUUUUAACUAUGUGUCUGGCUGUUAUUGCAAGGUUUGGACCAUCGUGAACACCAGAACGGUACCGGCGCCAUCGCUGGAAAGUAGUUGCCAAGGUUACAAGCUACCAACCGACCAGUGGGAAUGACUUUGAAGGUUGAAAAGCUAAACAUGGCACCAAGACACUUGAAACACUUUAAGAUCACUGCAUCGUCCUACGUUAUAGUUAUCGGUGCUACACGAAUGUUUUAUCACACCUGCCUUAUGAAGUAGCGCUUGUUAAAUUUUUUUUGACAACAAUGGCUUUUCUACGUGGUAACUUCUUAAGAAACACGUCCAGUUUUUACUUUCACAUGAAUUUGACUCGACAUUUCCAGCUCUGUAAACGAGCUGAUUUUCCUCUGAAGAAGAAGAAGACCCCGUUCUCAGUAUGUUCUCCAAAAAUCUCGUCUAAUUUGAGAGUCUGUGCAACUAGACAGUCUUUUCCAAUAUGUGGCAACGUGCGGACGGCGUGUUCCCGGAUAGGUUCCGUCCAGACACAGUGGGGCCACCACUUCCACACCUCCUCCUCCUGGAGAGCUCUUCCUGCUCCCCUCCUAUGGAUGGUCCUCAAACCUCUGCAGAAGCUUCUGGCUAUACUACUGGGCAGGAGUCUAAGGAAAUGGUGGGGCUCUCUACCAGACAAUCGCCGACAGCUCGUGCACGAAUGGCUCCGGAGGCGCCGCUGGCAUCUGGCGACGGGAGCAGGAGUUGCUUUGGUGAUCGUGGCCCUUCUGCUCCUAACACACCUGGAUGAGUCCCCAGUGACGGGGAGGAUCCGCCUCCUGGUGUUCAGCAGGGAGAAGUACAUGGAGCUGGCUGCUCUGACUUCAGAAGCGCACCUGGAGGAAUUUGCGGAGCUGCUUCUUCCUGUCACUGACCCGCUUCACCAGAUGGUGGAGCAGGCGGUGCAGCUCCUAGCACAAAGGAACAAGGACAUCCCAGAAGUGUCUGAAGUCCCCUGGAGUGUUCAUGUGGUAGAAAGUCCCCAAAUCAAUGCCUUUGUCCUUCCAAAUGGGAAAGUGUUUGUGUUCACUGGGAUGUUGGGAGCCGUGGCAGAUCUGGACCAGCUCAUGAUUGUACUUGGACAUGAAAUGGCUCAUGCUAUACUGGACCAUUCGGCAGAACAGGCCAGCCUGUCUCAUGUUGUGGACCUCCUGUCUCUUAUUGUGGUGACAGCCAUCUGGGCUCUGUGUCCCGGGGACAUCUUGGCAGUGGUGGGAGGCUGGGCAAAGGACAAGCUCACGGAGCUGAUGUUCAACCAUCCCUACAGUCGUAAACUGGAAGCUGAGGCAGAUCAAGUUGGAUUGCAUUUAGCUGCUAAGGCUUGUGCAGAUGUGCGAGCAGGCCCCGUGUUCUGGCAGCAGAUGGAACUUGUAGACAAUCUUACAGGGAAUCCCACUUUACCCGAGUGGCUGUCGACACACCCCUCACACAGAAACAGGUCCGGUCAGAUGGACCGCCUCAUCCCACAGGCUCUGGAGCUGAGGGAAACUUGUUCAUGCCCCGCGCUCUCUCCUAUUGACCCUCGAGUUGUCUUCUCAAAGACCGUCAGCGAGUUGCUGGCAAAAGCUAAGGAGCAGGGGGUCGGAGGGUUGGAGGGGACGCACGAGCCACAACCCGUUUCUGCCUCCGUAGCACUGCCGGUUUCUCAAACGGCGCUCGCUUCUCCCUCAAAAGUGGAUCGGUUUAACAAAGACAGGGUCCCUGCUGUCACGUCUCCUCUCCCCACCGCUGCAGGGGAAGGAUCCCAGCAUGUGCUGCAGAACACCAACCAGCAGGGGAGUUAAAACCCAAACAAACCUUCAACAAACUUCACACACUCUAUUGACAAACUUGCUACAGUUUGAAGAGGCAGGAUUAUGUAUUGUCCAGACACAUGGUGUCAUUUUAUAGCACAAUCAAGUAACUACGUUAGUUUCAGUCGUUAUGAAAACGCUGUAUAAAUCAAACAUGGCUUGAAAGAAAUUUGACUUUGCGAUCUUACGCCUUGAAAUUGGGCCUCUGUCUCUUUAAGAAGCUCCUGCUUUUACAAAGACUCCGCCUUCAACACGUCAUCCCAACAACAGUUCUCCUUUAAAGCUUUUACAACAUUUUUACCAGCUUUUCACUGAGAAGUACUUCAUGCGAUGAGCUCAGCGGAUGCACAGUUCCAGCAGGUGUUUGCUAAUUGCUGCUGCCGCUAGUCUGAAGGAGAUAGCUAGCAUUUUGCACCUCUGAAUGAUUGCCACGGGAGAUUCAAGGAUUUCUCAAACAUGCAUGAAAGAAUCAAAGCAACUCUCCUGGUGUGUCUUUGAUGAAGGAAAAACAUUAUAAAAUUCGAAAAAGUCCAAUUUACAUAAUACUGCCCCUCUAAAGCUUUUUGUUUCUUUCCUACAUCUAUAUGCAGCCUUUUAAAGUGGUCCCUAAGUGCCCAACACUUUAAGAUCCCAACCAUGAUAGUCUUGGCCACAGUGGAAGAUGGUGUUUGAAAAAGUUUUCCAAAAACAGAUUGCUGAGAGUAUAAUAAAUAAUUGUUUUUUUUUUAAAAUGGGGCAAAAAGUCAGCAAAACCAAAUUGAGAAUGCUGUCCAUGUCUAGUGUCCGUAAAGAUGCCACUUUAAUUAGCUAACCUUGACCAGGGAAAUGCUGCAUUAAUUAGCAAAGCUCCCAUACUUUGUGAGAUUAAUAUGUGCAUUAUUCAUCGAUGCACGGAAACAGCCAGGAAGAAGCACUUAGGUGUGCAUGUUUGAUGCUGCGUCCAUAGCGAGGUGAGGUCUUCUGCGUUCCGGCUGCGACCGUCGCAUUCUCAUGCAGCACACACCCUAUGCACUUUAUGCAUUUUCUAGCCUGGGGGACCUAAUCGGACGAAUUGAUGCUGGCCUGAUUUAGGACGCAGCCCUCUGCACAGGAAUACCAAUGUCAAGGUGUUGAGCUUUGAGGGCGGAAGAAAAAAAAAAAUGAUGGGACUUUUUUGCUUUUAAAACUCUCAUUUAAUAAGGCAAGCAGAGUGAGAAAACAUUGGUAUUUACAGCAACAGCCUUGGGGAGCAGUCACGCACCGAGCAGGGGAGGGCAGUUAUGGUUCAAAGCUAAUGGUGUUCUUUUAUGUGCGAGUGUGUGCUGAAAUUAAAUGGUACACUUGGAUACACCAUGAAAUCAAAUUCUACAACUGUGUUAUCAUUGCUGAAAAUUGGUUUAUUUACGUUAUGCUUUUUAGAUUCAGACCCAGCCAGCAAAAAGUUUUUCCAUGUAGCUGGUGGUGGCGGCAGGAGUUUGUGCUUUAACCGGUGGGUUGUGGGUUCAAACCCCCGCUUUGUCCGGCUCAGUUGUUGGGCAGGACACGUCACCUGCCUUGUCUGGUGGUGGUGCGUAGCUUCAGCCCCCGUGGCUACAAACCUGUAGCUUACCACCAUCAGCUUGUGAAUGUGUGUGGGAAUCGCUGAACGUAAUGUGAAAUACUUUGUAGAAACUGUAAAGAAACUGUUUUCUUUCAGCAAUUCAAGAGAAAUAUGUCCUGUAAACGCUUUUAUUAAAUUAAAAUUGUACUUGAAUCAA